Racocetra persica is the source of this 485-nucleotide messenger RNA. NCBI's taxonomy places the organism in Eukaryota, Fungi, Glomeromycota, Glomeromycetes, Diversisporales, Gigasporaceae. The record is from the annotation of a GenBank genome assembly.
UUCAACUUCCUGAAGCACAAGUGAUCCAAGUUUCCACAGCAAAGGCAAUUGAAGUUUGUACGGCACUAGCAACUGAAAUUUCUAUAGCACAUGCAAUUGAAGUUCCUACGGCACAUGCAAUUGAAGUUUCUAUGGCACAUGCAAUUAAAGUUUCUACAGCACAAGCAACUGAAGUUUCUAUGGCACAAGCAACCAAAGCUUUUACAAUACAUGCAAUUGAAGUUUUUACGGCUUCACCUCAAACUCAAAAUACGAAUAAGGCUAGGAUUUCAAGACUUUCUAAAUUAAAGUCUUAUACUCGAACUCACCCUUAUUCUUCAGUGAUGGCACCCUUUAAACCUCCUUGUCUUCCAGGUUCUCUAUUGUUGACUUCUUAUAGAAAGCAUCGAAAACCUUUAUCUGCAGUUAAUAAUAUCAUUAUUCAACUUCCUCCCGGAGCCUCUUCACAAAGUUAUGACCUAAACAUAAAUUUAAAAAUUAAUUAG